UAGGCCCGGCUCUGAUAGGGAGCGGCCCGGCUAUUUAAUGAGUGACAGCUCAACACCCCGCUCACACGGCGGUCUCUAGGAGCCGGUUUGAACCUGUUAGCGUGAGGCUGCUGCUGGCUGCCGGGAGCCGCUGCACUGAUAUUGCUGGGGGGUUUCACUCUUCUGCUCUCUGCCAGAUAGCUUCAUACUGAGGCCAUGAUGUUCUUUUGACAGCAGCUCAAGUCUCUGUGUCUGGGGGUGUGUGCCAGUGGAAUGCAUUUGCAAUAGUUCAGAGGUCUGCAGGUUUCCUGUAAAAUGCUUUGGGACCCUGUGGAAGCCUGCCUGGAGCUGAAUGGCCAAUGCCAAGAGCUUGACAUCAGAUAGUGGGUUACUACUGAGGAGCACCUCUCCUGUGGCAGCCUCACCAGCACCCUUCCUGAGAGGGAGCAGGCAAGCAGCCUUCACUGACUUGCUGGCUCCCAACUGAUGGAUCAACAUUAAAUACUAGACUAUAAGUGGAGUGAAGCCAGAAUCAAAAUGACUAAGUGCAAACUUGUUCUGUUAAGGCAUGGGGAAGGAGCCUGGAACAAAGAGAACCGCUUUUGCAGCUGGGUGGAUCAGAAACUGAGCAGCGAUGGGAUAAAGGAAGCUCGGAACUGUGGGAAACACCUCAAAGCACUAGGUUUUCAGUUUGACUAUGUGUUUACAUCCAUCCUAAGCCGUUCUAUUCAGACUGCUUGGCUGGUGUUAGAAGAGAUGGGGCAAGAAUGGGUUCCCACCCAAAGCUCAUGGCGUCUGAACGAACGCCACUACGGUGCACUGAUAGGUCUCAACAGAGCCGAAAUGGCUCUGAACCAUGGUGAAGAGCAAGUGAAAAUAUGGAGAAGAAGCUAUGAUGUUACUCCACCUCCCAUAACUGAAUCUCAUCCUUACUACAAAGAGAUCUAUAAUGAUCGCAGAUAUAAAUGCUGUGAUGUGUCACAGGACAAGCUCCCAAAGGCUGAAAGCUUAAAAGAAGUUCUGGAGAGACUCCUUCCCUAUUGGAAUGAAAAGAUAGCACCAGAACUGAAAAGCGGCAAAAUGGUCCUCGUAUCUGCUCAUGGAAACAGCACUAGGGCACUGCUCAAGCAUCUGGAAGGCAUCUCUGACGAGGAUAUUGUUAAUGUUACCCUCCCUACUGGUGUGCCUGUGCUUCUUGAACUCGAUGAGAAUCUGCGUCCUCUUAGCCGUCACCAGUUUCUAGGUGAUCAAGAAGCUAUCCAAGCUGCCAUCAGAAAAGUGGAAGAUCAAGGGAAAGUCAAACCUGUUGAGAAGAAAUAAUGCUUCCGGAUGCUGCCCCCACUCCCUUGUGUGUGUGGUAAUAAGUAGUGCUUUGUGAGUGUUAAGUUGCACUUUGAGCUUGUUAAUUUUAAAUAUUAAUUAGGAGUGCUAGUUAUGCAUUAGGGUAGUACACCAGCCUUUCACCUUUGGAGGCUAGAGUUCAAAUCCCAAUGUGGGUUACAGGUGAAAAGGCAGCGGCUGAUUUCAUCCUAAGCGGUAGUAAGGAAAACAUAAAAUUGUUAGUCUGCCACAAAUCUUUGCUCAAGAAAGACCCUACCAUAUUGCUUGCUUGGGCAUAUUACAGGUCAGGAUUAAGAACUAUUGGCAGAGCUCUGUGAGGAAAGCUUGCACUGCAGAACACCUGGCUCCCAAUAACAUUUGAAGUCCCUCGCUUUCACAAGUACUAAAUGCUCCCAGUUUGCAAAAAGUAUGUAUUUGGUAGUAAAGUGCCAGUUAGAUUGUUCUUUACUGGAAGUCCUCUUAAGAAGCCUGCCCGUGGCACUAGUGUACUCUGUUCAUCUUAUUGCAGCUGUGCUUGAGAAUGCUGUUUUGCUAGCAGCUUACUUUUUUGUGUUUCAAAAAUAUCUUGUGGCUUGACUCUUCCAAGGCUAAUUCUUGCUCCAGAAAAAGUGCAGUCCUACUAUCCACACAGUGGAGUGAGGUGUGCUUGGAAGAAGUUGUCUCUCUAUAGUUUUCCCCCUUUGCCUUGCUUUCAAAACCAGUCUUUAGGGCUUAAUUCUGCUAGGCUGCACUAGUGAUAAGUGAAGGAUGGCCCAGUGGUUGGGGCACUGACCUGGGACAAGGUAAACCCAGGUUCAACUCCCUGCUCUACCAUAGACUUUUUUUGUGACCUUGGACAAGUCACUUAGCCUUUCUUAGUAUGUUGACACAGCCCACAGCAGUGAACUUCUGGGUCAACAAACAGGUUUGUGGGGCUCAUGCUAGUGCUCUGAAAAUAGCUCUGUAGAGAGCGCUUGGACAGGAUGGCUUGGGCUCUGAAGCCUUGGGAGAGGGGUUAGAGCAUUAGUGUAAGCCUCACUAGAUUGAGUCUAUCGACCCAGGCUGGGAAGCUUGCUUCUGUAGGCUGUGUAAAUGUACCCUUAGUGCCUCAGUUCCUAUCUGUGAAAUGGGGCUCCCAGAGAGGAGACGGGCACCCUGUGAUAAAACCACCCACUGAAAUGACACUCCUGCAGCCAGGUUGUUCAGGGGAAAUGUACACAUGCAUGCAAACCUAGUGAAAUUUCACUGAUGUAACUCAGCAGACUUUAGCCCUCAAAACACAGAGCACAAAGAGGUUAGUGCAUGAAUAGAACUUCAGACUUUUGUCAUGGACUUAGCCCUUAAUUAGAACAGGAAUCGGGAUAGGUUUCAAGCACGUAACAGAAUCUAGAGGCUUGAUCCCAUUCCCAUUAAAGUCACUGAUAACACCGACUUGACUUUGAAUAGGGCCUGAUCCAAACCUUUGAAAUUCCCCACUUUCACCACUCUGUGGCGCUCCAGAUAAGGGCUAGAGAAGAGUGGUCUCCACUGAACUCUACAAACAUUUUUGUAAGCGAGAUUCCCAUGCCGGUCCCAAAAUUAACUCCUUGCAAGAGCAAUACUGGAGAGAUUGUAAUAGUGAGUAGUGUAUGUAUGUGCAGUGCCACUCCAAGAAAUAAAUACAGCUGUUUCAUCAUGUGAUCCUGUAAACAGUAGAGAGAGUUAAAAUUUACUUCAGAGUUUGUUCCUGUGAACCUCUUAUCACAACUGCCUACUACAGUGUGUGGUCUUAAUUUCCUUUCUAAAAACAACCCAAAAAACCUCAACUUGAGUGUGUUUUUGUUUGUUUGUUUUUUUUUUUUUUUUUUUUUUACAGGCACUCUUGUCAGGAAAUUCCACUUUGAGGCCUUACUCUCAUUUCUCUUGCACUGGUGUAAAACUGCUGUAGUUUAAAUCUGAAUCCAUCCCAGUAAUUGAACUCUUUCAGUGGUCCCAAUUCUGCCCUCUGAUGCACAGAGCUCCCACUGAUUUCAAUGGAAAUUGCAUGUGCCUAUCUGAAGGCAGAAUUUGGCCCUUUGUAUGUUCAGUGCAGCCAAGCUAUGACUGCUGAGGGAACAACUAUGAAUUCCCUGAGUGCAAUGCCUGUAAAAAUCUCACAUAGCGUUUUUUGCAGUGAGUGGCUUGUUUGUUUGGAAUUUUAUAGGUUCAAGAAAACGAUUGCCCCCUGGCGAGUUGAGCAGCCUUGCACUUCUGUAGCACUCUGACUUUCAGAGUGUAGUAGUAGCUUGUGUCACUAACACAAGCUGACUGUAACAGACAUAUUGCUGGGUAUCUUUCCUUGACAUGAAUGGUAUUUGGACACUUGGGAUUUUUGGUUAGGUUGCACUAGCAAAAGGGGGCUGGUGGCAGUCUCUCCUGGUGUUUUUUUCUUUUCUUUUUUUUUUAAGAUAAAGUUUCUCUUUCUAAAAUACAAAGUCAUAGUUUAUUUUAAUCCUCAAAUGUAUUGUGCACUAGAUGAGAACCUCUUUGCAAUCACCUAUGCUUGUGACAUUGAAGCAACCUACAGCCUGGUAUAUGGGUUUUUUUGUAUAUAUUCAUCUGUAUAUGGUGUUUGAGUCAAAAAUGAUCUCCUCCUCCACAGUAGCAUCAGUACGUUGGCUGCCGAUCAGUGAACGUUCACUUUCCAGAGCCACACUGAAAAGCCCCAUCACUAACAUGGCUUUCUCUUUGGUGUGACAGCUGACGCUAGCACUGGUGAAGAUGUUCAUGAAGCAGCACUACUACAGACUUCAGCAGGAGUGGAGUCCCUCAUCUGUGUGCUUUGAGAUGUUCUUAGAUGCCUGAAUGUGGUGGGGGAGGGGAGUGAAAAGAAAUAUAGGAAAUCUAGUAUUUUUUAUAGAGUAUAAUUAGUAUAGUUUUGCAACCAAGGCUACCAGCACCACUUGCUGUUCUCCGCUAUAUACACGUAACUCCCAUUGGCCACACUGGGAUUCAUGGAUGUGUAGCUGAGCUGAGGCCAGAGCAUGGCUUUCAGCUGGUUACCAUACUGCACUGCUUUGGCAUUGCAGUAUGGUAACCAGCUGAAACAUAGGAAUUUUUGGGAACUUGAGAUGCUGCAGAUACAGUGUAAUGCUUGAAUGCUGAUAAAUAAGCCAAACUGCACAGGCAUUUCACAUAACGCACAGGCAGGGCUAGAUAGCCGUGUCUCGUGCUCUCACGCAGAAGGGAAAGGAGCACUGAUCUUAAGAACACCUGACCUUUAAGUAGAUGGGUUGGACGGAAAGUGCUGAGUAAAUGUUCAGAAGCCCUAGGUUCAGCAGCCAGUCGAGUGGGGCAAAUCAAAAAUAGUUUCAAAUGGAACUGUUUUUUUGCAAUUCUCUUAACUCAUGUGGCAGUGGGAGUGCAGCCGGAAGUUGGACUGCAGUUGUUUGGGCUGAGACUCUAUUUGAUGACACAGCAGCUCACCAAGGUUCAAUACCCAUGCUCUUCAGCAUUGCCAGUGCAGGGAGCAACAGACUGAGACCUUCAUCUUCUCCUGGGGGCUAUAAAAUGCCCCUCAAUAGGGAUCAGAAUUGGAGGCCCAAGCCAGGAGUUUCAGUGCUGGUAAGUGGUCAGGUCUCUUGGCAUCCCUUGUAACUAUAUAUUAUUGACACACAAUGGGAAGGUGAGGUGUACUUGUGGACAGAAGCCAGCAUUCAUGGGGAAGGGGGCCUGAUCUACAGGCUCUGUUAUCUUACAGCAAAGAGAUGGAUGAGAAGCAGGCCAGUGACCCUUCUCAAUCCAUAAUUAGAAGAUGCUCAGAGCUCCAGAAAUAAUACAGCAUUUCCACAGCUGGUGACAUAGGCAUGAUUGGUUUGCUUAUGUGUUUGAAAUAUGUGGUUUGUUGUGUGAUCCUGUUGAGAACUCUUGUAAAUAUUUACUUGUAGAGCUGGCAAGUUCUUUAAAAUUCAAUAAACCACCUGAAAUGCAACU
Messenger RNA from Gopherus evgoodei (Goodes thornscrub tortoise), 5250 nucleotides. It is a transcript of the gene BPGM, whose product is annotated as bisphosphoglycerate mutase. Gene Ontology annotation, biological process: glycolytic process. Gene Ontology annotation, molecular function: intramolecular phosphotransferase activity. NCBI's taxonomy places the organism in Eukaryota, Metazoa, Chordata, Testudines, Testudinidae. The transcript is spliced from 5 exons. The coding region runs from base 517 to 1299 and encodes 260 amino acids. The record is from RefSeq and is a predicted model, not a curated record.